Messenger RNA from Gordionus sp. m RMFG-2023, 2091 nucleotides. Its product is annotated as alpha-glucosidase-like. The record is from RefSeq and is a predicted model, not a curated record. NCBI's taxonomy places the organism in Eukaryota, Metazoa, Nematomorpha, Gordioida, Chordodea, Parachordodidae. The transcript has 13 exons. The coding region runs from base 24 to 2036 and encodes 670 amino acids. Gene Ontology annotation, biological process: carbohydrate metabolic process.
CUGAGCUCUUACCAUAUGUUGGUAUGAAAAAGGAUGAGUUACUUUUAUUUUGUAAAAGACCUUUUUGGGUCAGAUCACGUAUUGCAUUGUUGGUAGCCCUUCUCUCAAUAUGGUUAAUUAUAUUUUCAAAUGCCACUACCAGUGAAGAUGUUAAAAAGACAUGUAAUGUUGAUAAAUGGUGGAAACAUUCAAUAAUGUAUGAAGUAUAUCCAAGAUCUUUUCAAGAUAGCAAUGGGGAUGGAAUCGGGGAUUUGAAAGGUAUAAUAUCGAGAUUAGAUUAUUUCACCUACCUGGGAAUCGACGCGAUCUGGUUGACACCAGUCUACAAAUCUCCCAUGAAAGAUUUUGGGUACGACAUAGCCGAUUUCGUGGAUAUCGAUCCCUUGUUUGGCGACCUCCACGAUUUUAAAGAGCUCGUGGCUGAAGCUCAUAACAGAAAUAUUAAGAUAAUAAUGAAUUUCGUUCCCAACCAUACGAGCAGGGAGCACAAUUGGUUUAACAUGAGUUGCCAGGCGAUAGAUCCGUACAAGGAUUACUACGUUUGGAAGAACGGAAAAUUGAUGAAUGACGGAAAAAUGGGCCCACCUAACAAUUGGCUUGGUCAAUUCGGAGGUUCGGCUUGGACAUGGAACUCUCAGAGGAACCAAUUUUACUACCACGCCUUUUUGAAGGAACUACCAGAUUUGAAUUUCGAAAAUCCUAAAGUUAUAGAAGAAAUGAAGAAAGUAUUAAGAUUCUGGCUCGAUCUUGGUGUGGAUGGCUUCAGGAUAGAUGCCGUUUCAAAUUUGCACGAGGAUCAAAGAUUUUUGGACGAACUCAUUAACGACGAAGGCUCUAUAUCGGCAUCUAAGGAUGAAUUCAAUUACCUGAAGCAUGUAUACGUGCGGCAUCAACCCAAAACGAUAACCACGGUUACUGAGUUCGUAAAUGUUAUCAGGAGUUACGAAAAAUGCCCCGACACUAUUAAAGCGAUUAUGAUCGAAGACUACAAUGAGGUGCAAAAUUUGAUGGAUUACUAUGAUAAAAGUGGAGCCGAUUUCCCUUAUAACUUUGAUUUCGUGGGCGCAGAUGCUAAGCAACUCGGCGGGUUAGGGACCUUGAAACUGGUCGACACUUGGAUGAAAUAUAUGAUCCCACCCAAAAAGUCUAUAGAAAAUGAUCAUAAAUCUAACCAUAGUGUUGAAUCUAGUCAUAUUAUCGAUUAUAGCAAACGUUGGCCUAACUGGGUGACAAGUAAUCACGAUCGCCAUCGAUUUGCGACCAGAUCUGGUGAGAAUAUGACGGACGCGUUUCACAUGCUCAUACUUUUAUUACCUGGUACUCCGACAAUUUAUUAUGGAGGGGAGUUGGGAAUGACAGAUAUCGACGUGCCUUCUUUCUCUCAAACUCAAGAUUCUUUUGCUUUAAAUAUGGGACUGGAAAGAUACAAAUUAUAUACUAGAGAUCCAGAAAGAGCUCCCAUGCAAUGGGAUUCAUCGCCGAACGCAGGUUUUACCACAUCUAACUCCCCAUGGUUACCCGUUAACCCAGAUUACGUCGUAAAAAACUUCCAAACCGAGAAAGAUGAUAAGAUGUCACAUCUCAACAUAUUUCGGGCCCUGGUCAAGUUGAGAAGAGAAAAGGAAUUCAGAGAUAUCAAUAUUGGUUAUGGUGCUGUCAAUAAAAAUAUUUUCUCAUUUGUUCGAAAAAAUGCGGAAGGCACUAAAGGAUACUUUAUUAUUCUUAACUUGGGUCGGGAACCAGACUACUACCCACUAGAAGAACAUUCAAAGGGGUUAACUCCAGCCAACGAACCUUUAAAAGUUUUGCUUACGACUCCCAGCUAUCAUCCUAAUAGCGCUAUUUCGAUCGGAAAUCAAAUAAAUUUAUUUCAUUCGAAAGAGAUAGAAUUGAAUCAAGGUUUAAUGGCAAACAGAAAUCUGAGUGCUUCUCUAAACAAUAUUCAUAAUAUGGCGGAUGGUAACAAAGGCUUACGAUUAGAAUCGGGCCAGGGAAUUGUUUUAGCUUGGGGUUCAGACCUUCCCGAUUUAUUGUGAUGUAAAAUAUUAUUAGCAUUCAAAAAUUUUGAUAUUAUAUUAAUAUUAUUAUUAG